This is a messenger RNA of Aspergillus steynii IBT 23096, 1164 nucleotides long. Its product is annotated as phytanoyl-CoA dioxygenase family protein. The record is from RefSeq and is a predicted model, not a curated record. Bases 70 to 1020 code for a protein of 316 amino acids. The transcript has a single exon. Lineage: Eukaryota; Fungi; Ascomycota; Eurotiomycetes; Eurotiales; Aspergillaceae.
UCUACAUACACAUCCCCCCGAUCUCCCCAAUAGACCCCCAAACCACCACAAGCAGAGAGAGAAACCAAAAUGACCGGCCUCACCCCCUCCCAACUCGCCUCCUUCCAGGAAAACGGCUACCUCGUGAUCCCCUCAUACCUCUCCCCCGAGGAAAUCACCUCCCUCCUCACCGAAACCAACCACCUCCUAGACACCUUCGACCUCACCACCCACCCCCUCACACAAUUCACCACCGGCGACGACGCAAAAGACAACAAGCCCCACGUCGGCGACGACUACUUCCUCACCUCCGGCGACAAAGUGCGCUUCUUCUUCGAACCCGACGCCAUCUCCCCAACCCCCGACCCAGCAACCGGCCGCCCCGCCCUCCUCAAACCCAAGCAACAAGCCGUCAAUAAAAUCGGGCACUCCCUGCACUCGCUGUCCCCACCGUUCGAGGCCGUCUCGCUGUCGGCAAAGAACGCCGCCGUCGCGCGCGAUCUCGGCUUCCAAGAUCCCCGCGUCCUCCAGAGCAUGGUGAUCUGCAAGCAGCCGGGGAUCGGCGGCGCGGUGCCCCCGCACCGGGACUCGGAAUUUCUGUACACGAGUCCGCCGUCGGCGGUGGGGUGGUGGUUUGCGCUGCAGGAUGCCGGGCCCGGGAAUGCGACGCUGGGGAUGUUUCCUGGUUCGCAGAGGGGGAGGGCCGGGGGGGCUGUGAAGAGAAGGUUUGUGAGAAGGGCGGAUGGGUUGGGCACGGAGUUUGUGAGUAACGAGGGAGCGAGCUUGCCAAAGGGACAGGAGGAGGCGGAGGUGGAGGGACAGGCGCCCAAGGAGGAGGAUGUCCAGGUGUUGGAUAUCAAGGCCGGUUCGUUGGUCUUGAUCCAUGGCAAUGUGCUGCAUCAGAGUGAGAGGAAUACGAGCCAGCGGAGUCGGUUUGCGUAUACCUUUCAUGUUAUCGAGGGCGCGGAGGGAUGGGAGUAUGAUGAGAGGAACUGGUUGCAGCCGGCGGAGGGGGGUUUUUCGAAGUUGUAUAAGGAUUGAGUUGGAGAUAGGGAGGAAGGGGUGUAUAUAGGGAGGCUACGGUUACGAACAUAUAAGAAGAUUCAUUCAGUGGUUCAUCAAGUGCGCUAAGCUGUUGAUUGGAUUUGAUAUACAAAUGGAAGUCUUUUGGAUCCCGAACCCCAA